AUGCUGGAGUCUGUGGUAGAGCGGCUCCUUAGCCGCUACCUCGCGCCGUACGUAUUAGGCAUUAGCAAAGAGAAGCUGUCUGUUGCAGUAUGGAGCGGCAACGUGGCCUUGUCGGAGCUGCACGUGAAGCCUGAGGUUUCAGAUUUGCUGGGUAUUCCAUUUAAAGUUGUUUGGGGCCGAAUAGGAAAGAUAACGCUUAAGAUCCCCUGGGCCAGUCUGGGAUCGUCUCCCGUUAGUGUUGAUAUUCAGGAUGUCUAUUUGCUGCUGGAGCCAAAGCCCAUACCGCAGCUCCCUGAUGCGGAACUGCAGAAGCAGCUACGCAGCAUCAAGAUGCAGCAAGUGGAGGCUUGCGAGGUGCAGCUGCAGGAGGUGCGCCAGCAGCUCCAGCAGCAGCUGCAGCAGCAGCUGCAGCAGCAAACGGAGAAGGAUACCGAGGGCGGCUUCUUCUUUCGCUUAGCCAAUAAGAUCCUUAGCACUUUGCAAAUAAGCAUCAAGGGCAUUCAUGUUGCAGUAAUAGAUAAACAAAGAGGCUUCCGUGCAGGGGUUCUUCUGGAGCGUCUCUCGCUGCAGAGCACCGACAAGACCUGGACAAAGCGUGAUGAGCAGCAGCAGCAGCAGCAACAGCAGGACUUUUACAAGACCUGUGAGCUCACAGGGCUGGCUGCGUACUGUGCGCUGGACAGCUUCGAGGGUAGCAGCGGAGCAGCAGCAGCAGCUGCAGCAGAAGCAGCAUCACAAGCAGCAGCACACGCAGCAAACACCCCGGAGUUCUUGCUGGAGGAGGAGCCCGAAGUCGAUGCGGAGCUACAACUGGGGAACGCCCAAGACUUCUCCAAGGGGCCAGAGGUAGGGGCCUCUCCUAGGGCCUCUUCAAGAGACAGUGAAGACGCAGAUUCCCUGCAAGAGAGGGAGCUGAUCGUCAACACGGAGCUGCACGACGAAGAGCUUCAAGGGCCUUCAAGAGACGCCUCAGCACCCCAGGAGCAGCAGGACGAAGGAGAAGAAUUGGGUAGGGCGGCGGGCCCACGCCAACUCUCCUUGGAAAGCAGCGUUGCCUCUGCAGCCCCUUCGAGAGGAGCAGGCGAGGCAUGGGGUCGGGAGGGCUCUGCUGCUGCCUUCCCCCCAACGACAGCAGCAGCAUCAGCAGCACCAGGAGCAGCAGGAGGGAAAGGAUAUUCUAGGGUCCGUAGGGGGCGCAGCAGGUACAUACUGAAGCCCCUUCACUUGCGCCUGAGCAUAGCGCAUACAGCAGCUCGUCAAGAGUUCUCCGCAAGGCUUGAAGUACUGCAGGGAAGCCACGGAGCAGCAAUAGGGAAGGCCCAGCUGGCUGUGCUGCUACAGCUGGUGCAUGAGGCUGGGGAACGGAGGAGGCGCUGCGAGCGGCUGCUGCUGCGGGAGGCCCACACCGUUGCCUUAUCCCCUGAGGCCCUGGAGAGCAAUGGGGAAACUCAAAAAGAAUUCAAUGCACUGUAUGGACGGCAGCUGCAAACAGAAGAAGGCAUCAAGGGUGUGCAGCCCCUCACCGAGGCGGAGGAGCGCCGCCUCCAGGUGCUGUACGACGUCGUAGGCGUCCGCCAUCUGGCCAAGUGGAGAAGCAUCUGCAGGGAAGCAACAAACCGAGUGUUGGCGGAGACACAAAAGGUGCAGCUGCAGAGACAGCCCAAACCUCCCCCGAAAACCUGGUGGCAGUGGGCUACGCGGAGCGGCCAGCAGCAGCAGCAGCAGCAGCAGGAAGGGGGAGAGGAGCAGCCGCUAAUUACACAGGAAGAUAUACAGCUUAUCAUGGACUCUAAAGACGAGACACUCCAAGGAAUGGGGCUGCCGUCCAGCUACCACUUGAGUUUUGACUUGCUGCAGUUUCGGCUGUCUCUUGAAGACGAUGCUGCGGAGGGGGCGGGGGCCCCCGAGGAGGAGACAGAAGAAAGGCCUCUAAAUGGGCCCCCCGAUCUCCCUCUGGAUUUUCCUUUGCCGCCGCGGGAGGGGUUUCUGCUGUCUCCUCCGGACUUUUCUGAUGCAGGGGGUGCAGCAGAAGCUGCAGAAGCAGCAGAAGCAGCAGCAGCAGAGAAACAAGCAGGAGAGGAGGAACUAUCCUUCUUGUCGCUCUCUCUUACAGGCAUGCGGGCAUCCCUAGACUGCUGCAACCGCCAAGAUUACUCAGGUGAAGACAACGCUGAGUGGGCCUUUUCUUUUUCUCUCUCAGACUUCACUGUGCGGCAGAAGCAGCACACACUCAUGCACUUCCGCAGCGAAGCAGACAGCAGCAGCAGCAGCAGCAGCAGCGGGGACUUUGGUAGGACCCACGUGGGGUUGUUUGGGGAUACAGGGAAGCUCAUUCAUCUGCCCUCUGCUAUUUUUCGUGCUGCGCCGACUUCGCUAGCAGCAGCUCAGUUCCUGCUGCAGCACCAACUGACCCCACAUGGCAACAUCCUUGGGGUGUCUGUACACCUGGCGCCCCUCGUGGCCUCCGUGCGGCCCGAUAUUUUAAAGACAAUUUUUGCCUUUUUUGUCUUUGAGACCCCAGAAGACAUCAGGAGACUACAGAGCGGGAGCUCUGCUAUCUCCUCUCUGGAGACGCAGGGAGCUGCUGCAGCAGGAGGCCCGGGAGCAGGCGCACCAGCAGCAGCAGCAGAAGAGGAAGAGCCGCCGCAGCUGCAGCGGGACCUCGGGGCGAUGCAUGCGCGGGAGUUGGUUGAGGGUUUACGAGAGAAGGGAGAAACAGUAUACGCUGUUGCAGUGCACCGGCUACCGGGUUUGCUGCAGCUAGAGCUCGAUAUAGCAGCACCUGUCUUCCAUAUGGAUUCUCUUACCUCUGGCAGUGUGUCCGUACACCUGGGGCGACUGACUCUGAAGACACAAGGGCCUUGUCCCUACGAAGCUUUGCAGGCAGUACUGGAGUUGAACGAAACCCGUCUCCUUUGUUCUCCUAAGGGGGGGCGCGAGGUGUCUCUGCUGCGGCCCAUCCCCAUUCGCAUGCAGCUACAAGUGCAGCAAGCAAAACGCAUUACUGUAGAUUUAGAGUGUGAAGAUAUUUUUCUUGAGGCGACGCCUGAGGCAGUGGCCCUUCUUCUUGCAGUCCCUGUCUCCCUCGCCAAGUCCAUAGAGCAGCCAGCGCUGCCGCCCGCUGCUGCUGCUGCUGUUGUUGCUGCUGCUGCGAAAGCGGGUGCUGCAACUCCAGCAGCAGCAGAGGCUGCAGCAGAUGCUGCUGCCGCAGCAGAUCCGCAUGCGCAAACGGCCCCACACGAGAAAACGCGUAAAGGCAGUGCAGCGGGAUCGGCUUUGGAGACCCUCAAAGGGAUCCCAGCGGCGCUGCGGACCAUCCAGGCGCCUGGAGACAGCAGCAGCAGCAGCAGCAACAACGGAGGCGAGGGUUUCGUGGUAGAGUCGACUUGGCGCUUCAGCCGCUGCGGCUUUAUAGUUCACCGCAGCAGCAGCACGGGAGAGAAGGGGGUGCUGCAAGCGCAGCUGUCUGCUCUUGAUGUUGCAGUGGGGGCUGACACUGGGGCCGGCACUUGCAGUGUAUCUGCAGCUCUUCGCGGUGUCUUCAUCUCGGAUCCUUCUACAAAGUCUCUCCUCUUCCAGUCCCUGAACAAGCAGCCCUCUUGCACCUCUCCAGUGUCUCCUCAGCCUUCUGGUACUUUUGACCGGUUUAGAAGCGCCUUGUCGCAUGCAGAGACGCAGACACUGCAGCUGGAUUCCUUUCAAGAUGCAGUUGAUGACACGGGAGACGGCUAUGGGGACGAUCCCCAAGACGAUCCCGGAGGAGACACCACCCGUUACCGCAGCCUGCGGCUGUCUCUGAACUACACGAGGGAUUCAAACCCACAAACUACCGUUUCCCUCGUUAUUCUUCCAGCAGAGGUGCACUGGAGACAGGAGUCUCUUCGCCGUAUCUUGGAGACAGCUCAGGUGUACAGACAACAGCUCGAUCAGCAGCUGACAACAGCAGCAGCAACCUUCGCCCGUCCACCUUUCCUCUCAGAAUCUGCAUUUGCUGCUCUCCAAGAUGCGUUGCAAGCAAUGCAAAACUCCCUCAACAGAGGGGAUACCACAGCAGAAGCCAACUUCGCUUCCCUCCUGACUUCCCUGAGCCUGAGCAGCAGCGGCAGCAGCAGCAGCAACAGCAGCAGCAGCGAAAGCAGCAGCGCGAAUGAUGAAGCCAGCAGCGGAAUCUUGUGGAUGCGUAAGGGCCUAGAGGUGGGAGGGGCCAUGCCUCCUCUAGCUGCCGUGGUAGACGCCAGCGCGACGCAGGAGGAGCAGCAGCUGCGUCCGGCGUCCAGCAGCAGCAGCAGCCGCAGCAGCAGUAGUAGCAGCAGCAGCAGCGAAAGAAAAGGCCCGUUGCCCGUGUCAUUGUCUCUGGAUUUGGCUGUUCAGGGGGCCGCAGUCUCCUUCUGGGAGGGCCACUCUGUUUACUGCAGGAUGGGGGUUAGAGACGUAUUUCUUUCUCUCUCCUCCUACCCCAAUGGAGACUCGGAGACACUUCUUUCCGUCCGCCACGCAGCCGUUAUCCUCAACGACCGCUGCGUCUUGGCCCCCAGAGAAAAGCUGCAGCAGCAGCAGCAGCAGCAGCAAGAGCAGCAGCAGAAGCAAGAGCAGCAGCAGAAGCAAGAGCAACAGCAGCAGCAAGAGCAGCAGCAGCAGCAGGAGGAGGAAGACUCGAUGCUUGUUUCUCUUAAGAUAAGGCAAUACGGGGGCGGGGAGCCUGGGUCAGGUCACCCUCUUCCUUUUUCUAUGUGCGUAUCUGGGAGAGUCAGCCAAUUGUGUCUGGUGUAUAUACACCAUGAUAUUCAGGCAUUCGUAGAUUACCUACGCGACGGCAUAUUUGAUUUGUUUAUCUCUAAGUCCUACGCUGCAGUAAAACAAGCAGCCACAGGCUCUCGCUCCCUCUUUGCUCUCCACAUUGACUGCCCCCUCUUCAUUGUUCCAGAGAACAAAGCAGCCAUUCCGGCUCUGCAGCAGCAGAGACGAUUGCAGCAGAAACAGCAGCAGCAGCAGCAGCAGCAGCAACUGUCUCCUCGUCCCGAAAGCGAAGCAGAGUCGGUCGCCUUAGCUGCUGCUGCAGCCAAAGUGGAGCUCAAAGGCUUGGGCCGUUAUCUCGUGUUCAGUGCAGGCAUCUUAAAGGUGAGCAACGCGUACAGUCCCCAAUCUACUGUCUCCUUACAGCAGCAGAGUACUCCGAAGCAGCUGCUUCACAAAGGGACACCAGAGGGGGCCCCCUUGGGGGCCCCCCUACCCCGAAGGACUACGGGGCCCUGUGCAUCACCUGCUGCCCAGCAGGCGGCUGCGAGCAGCUGCAGCACUGGCUCAGAAGUAGAGCACACGUCAGCAGCAGCAGAAGCAGCAGCAGCAGGAGGUGCAGGGAAAGAGGAGGAUUGGGCGUUUGACUUGAAGCUGGACUUCUCGGGCAUGCAGCUGAGUGCACGAGACAACGAAGAGGGCCCCCUGGGGGGCCCCCCUAGCGGCGAAGAGAGGACCUCAGUUGAGGGAAAGGUGUUGGAGACAGCUGCUGUGGGGGUUCGGCUGCAGUCUGCAGGUCGCGUCUCUAUUGCUGCCAGCACUUCUCCUUGGCUGCUGUAUCUCUCAAGGGAGCAGCUAACCCUCUUCCUUGAUGUGCUUAAUGAGAACCUUACAGGCGCACAGUAUGCAGACCCACAAACUGCUGCUGCUGCUGCUGCUGUGCGGGAGGGAGAAUGCAGCGCCAGCAGCAGCAGCAAAUGGAGCCCAGGACUAGGACUAGGGGGCGCAACGGAGACAGGAGACAGCGAGAUGCAGAUGCCUCCGAAACAAGCUGAGCAGCAGGAACCGCUGCAUGUAGACUUCCAUCUGUGUGUCCCUAAGCUGCUGCUCGAGACCUCUUUGGGGCCCCACACUCCCCUUGCUUUGCUGACUGUACACCGCAUUGCUGUCUUUGCUGCAGCCUCCUCAUCUCCUCAACAGGGUACCCAACUCCAGCUGAGCGUCACAGGAGAUGUCUUCGCAGUAGACGACCUCAGGCCCCACACCUCUAACUAUUACCGCAGACUCGCCCACUGCACUGGGGGGGCCCUAGAGGAAUCCGUAGAGGGGCCCCUAGGGGCCCCCCAAGCCGAGGUCUCAGGCGUAGGAGCCCAAGGCGCUACUGGAGGUGAUGUGGGUGAAGCCGAGUGCUGCAGCAAGGGAGAAGCGGAGGAAGACGUUGAGUGUCUUCCUGCGGUGUCUAUGCACCUUGUAACGGGGAUAGAAGGGGGGGCUGUAGACGUGGUGCUUAGAGAUGUAACUCUUUAUACCCUUGUUGUUGGCUUCAGCGACUUAGGCAAAUACUUCUCCACAGCCUAUGCAUGCAGCACCAUGAAGCGUUACCCGAAGCCCCAACCCAUCAUCAACGAGCAGCAGCAGCAGCAGCAGCAAGAUCAGCAGCGGCAGCAGCAGCAGCAGCAAGCCAACCCCCGUCGCGACGCACCGUUAGGAUCCCGCACGGUUUCGAAGUCCUUUGCAACGCUCCAGGCGCAUGAACAGAGCAGCAGCAGCAGCGGCAACAGCAGCAGCAGCAGCAGCAGCAGCAGCACGGGGAGGACGACGAUAAGCCUCCGGAUCUGCAACGGACAGUUUGUGGUGUACACGGACCUCGAAAGCCCCACUGCGCCUUUGAUUGUUUGGAGCGGAGACCUUUUUGUCUCUCUUCUUUCUGAAGGAGUGGCGGUGAGUCUGCAGCAGCUGGAGAUACACCACAGCAAAGUGACACGUCUCGAGGCAGCCCCGAGUGAAGGGGAGCUUGCUGCCAGCAGCAGCAGCAGCAAAACCCGAUGCAUGUCUUCUAGCUACCUGAGGGCCUUCUUAGCAAGGCCGGGGCAGCAGCAGCAGCAGCAGGACUGCGGCGUCCAGCUGAGCCCCAAAGAAACGCAGCAGCUCCCCCUUACAGGCAGCAGCCGCCACCAACGGCUGCAACUCCAGCAGCAGCAGCAGCAGCAGCAGGGGGAGGACAGGUACGGGGAAGAGACCCUCUUGGUAGGAGAGUGGCCCGACCCCAGCCGCCUGAUCCCUUCCUUGUUGACUGAGGGGGCUGUGCUGCUGUGCGAGGACUUGUCUCUUCGCGGCAGGGGCAUUUUCCUUGCUGCAGCAACAGAGCAGGAGCUGCAGCAGCAGCAGCAACUGCAGCAAGGAGACACAGACGAGGAAGAAGCACAAAGUGAAGCUGAAGAGACAGACGCAGAGACACCAACACCUGCAGCACCCACCACGGGGAGGUCGAGGGUGGCGGAUGUGCAGCGGGCCUUCGCGGGAGCUGCUGCUGCAGCAACUGCUGCUGCUGCUGCUGCUGUUUCCGAGGCCCCCCGUGCACUCACUAUUACACAGCCGAAGCCGCUCAGCAGCGCAGCAGACCCCGCAAAGGAAAGCAGAAAACAGCAGCAGCAGAGCAGAUUAACAACGAAGGUUAGGGUGCAGCUGAGUGUCCCCAAGUUCUUCCUUCGGGUGAGCAGCAACGAUAUCGUUUUGCUGCUGCAUGCAUUGCAAGGCCUGAGCUCCGACGGCCCCUCAGUUAGCUGCCUCCAGGACCAACUGGGCCCCUCUACAGCAGCAGCAGCUGCUGCUGCUCCUGCUGCAGCCACGGAUAGGGCUACUACUCCCACAUCCAGGCAGCAGGAUCCUGCGAGCCCUGUACACGAGCAGCAGCAGCAGCAGCAGCAGCAAGAGAGUGAAGUGGCUGUUGAGCAGGACGUUAGGGUGUCUGUACAGCUUGCAGGUGUAGAUCUGCUUCUGCUAGACGACCUGCGCGCCUCAGUGGUGCCUUUGCUGCAGCUGCAGCUGUCUGUGGGGCAGCUGAGGGGCCGGGUGUCUAGACAGCACCUCGUGCUGUCUCUAACAGAUAUGAGUUGCAGCAGCAGCUUUCUAAAUGUUAAGAGCGGCACUUGGGAGCCGUUUAUAGAGCAGAUGAUGUUUACUCUGGUGUACAGACGCGACCUACUCCUCGAGCACAAGCUGCAGCAGCAGCAGCAGCAGCGCAUGACAGGCAGCAGCAGCGGCGGUAGCAGCAGCAGCAGGGGCGGGGGCAGUGGCAGCGCAGCAGCAGCAGCAGCAGCAGCAGCUGCUGCUGCUGCUGCUCCUGAGCAGUGGACAAACUCUAAGGCCGCGCGGGCGCUGCUGAUCAGCAGCUAUUCGCCUUUCUUGUUUAAUGUAACCCCGCAGCUAUGCCGUCUGCUCUCUUGGUUUGUUCCUUACUUAGUGCAGCAUCUGCAGCAGGGCCUUAUAAAGGAGACUGUCUCCUCAGCGAGGCCCUCCCGCGCCCCUAGUAUGGGGCCUCCAGGGGCUGCAGCCCUACAGGAGCAAGAUGACGCAAGAAAGAACACACAGGCUCCAUCUGCUGCUGCUGCUGCUGCUGCUUCUGCUGCACUCUCACCGCUGUCCAGAUCCGCUGUUGCUGCUGCAGCACGCGGCUACGCUGCAGAUGCUGCUGCGGCGGUUGCUGCAGCACAGCAGCAACAGGCUAGCGGGGCCCCCUUCCGGUACCUCAACCUAACGGGAGAGUUUCUGUAUGCAUUCACCCUCGUCUCCGAGCAGCCGCAACCGCAGCAGCAGCAGCAGCAGCAGCACAAGCAGCAGCAGCAGUCGGAGCAACAGCAGCAGCAGCAGUCGGAUCACCAGCAGCAGCAGGGAGAAGAAGAGGAGACUGAAGACGAAACCACGGGGGGGGUUAUGGUGUUGCAGGUUGGGGGCUCUGCGUCUCAACCCCUGGAGGCUCUAAUGGAGGGACAGACAGCGCAAUCUGCACGAACAGCAGAAAGGAGACAGAGAGUUUUCUUUGCUUCUUGUGUCUCUCUUGCUGCACUGCAGCAAGCAGCAGAAGUGCUGCCCCACGUGCCGCGCACUGAACUCCUCCGAAGUCUCCUCCUUACCCGCGAUCCUCAGCGCACCAUCGGCGAGUUUCUUGAUGCAGAGCAUGCACAGCCUGCUGCUGCUGCAACAAAGCAGCAGCAGCAGCAGCUGCUGCUGCAGAGACGUUGUGUAGGGCCCUUUCCACAGGGAAUGCAAGCGGUGCUGGUCGAAGCGAUGAAGAGUCACAGUGUCUCCUUGCUGCUGCCUCAGUGCACUCAGGAGCAGCACGGAGCGCCGCCGCCGCCGCCGCCGCCGCCACCGCAGCAGCAGCAGCAACAGCAGCAGCAGCAGCAGCGGACAGCUAGGGCGGUGAGUUCGCUGGAGGAGACGAGGAACAAAAGCAGGGCAGCUGCAGCGCAGGCAGCGGGAGGUGGAGUUACAGUGCAGGCUGAGCCCAACCCAUCGGCGACUCGCACCUUGGCCUCUCCUGUGAAGCAGCAGCAGCAGCAGCAGCAGCAGCGGUCUUCAGGAAUCCGCAUUGGGGUGGAGGAGCGCAGCAGCAGCAGCAUCAGUGCUGCUGCUGCAUGCGUGUGUCUCGCGUGCAUGCGUUUACCGAACCGCAGCGGUUUGCCUCUAGAGGUUUGCUUCUUAGACCCGAAGCAGCAUCCGUUGCUGCUCCCAGCAGCAGCAGCAACAGCAGCACCCCUCCAAGUGCUGCAGCAGCAACCCGAUGUCCAGCAGCAAGGGGAAGCCCAAUCCUUUCAAGAAGCCACCCUACUCGAUCCCCAACUCCAGACGAUCCCGCAGUGGAUGUUAGACAGAGAGGAACGUCAGCAGCAGCAGCGCAUGCAAGAGCUUGCGCUGCAGCAGGAGUUGCUGCGGCAGCUGCAGCGUACAGCCAGCAACAAAGGAAGCAAAAGCAGCAGCAACACAGCCCCCGAAUCACCUCAGGCCCGCAGAGUCAGCCAGCAAGGCAAGGCCUCCGUAGCGUUGCAGCAGCUGCAAGAGCAGCAGCAGCAGCAGCAAAGCAAGUUCGCAUACACAUUCCUGCUUCCCGAUCAGCACUUCAUGUCUGUCCCUCAACAUGCAAUCUUAGGCUCAGGAUGGGUCUUUGUUUGCUUCCGCCCUGCAGCAUUUGCUGCUGGCGAGAGGGGGAGUCAAGCAGGAGAGGAAACAGAGUCUCCUCCUGAUAUGGGGCCUUACAGUGGGUGGUCGAGUUGCAUAGACACCCGAAGCAAAGCAACAGACUGCCAGUGCAUGCACUGCGCCUACUUGCCGCCUGAAGAGCGCAGCGCUGCUGCGCUUUCUGGAUCAGCAGCGACAGCAGCAGCAACAGCAGCAGGAGCAGGAGGAGGAGCAGCAGAUCAAGACUGCGAGGCAGCAGCUGCUGCUGCUGCUGUCUUAAAUAGAGAGAAAUGCCUCUUCUUUCACCUGUUGCAAGAAGAACAGAAGACAGCGCUGCCGGCAGAGCGGCUGCUGAGGACCCUCACUGUGUUUCCAGCUCUGACUCUUAUGAAUGCAACUCUAACAGAGUUAGAUGUCUGCUUGCUUCCUCCUGCUGCUGCUGCUGCUGCUGGUGCUGGUGCUUCGGGAUCGGGGGUGCCAUUGAAGAGGCCCCCCGCUGCGUCUGCACUGCAGCGGCUGCAGCAACUGCAGCAGCAGCCUGCGUUUAGAGGCACACUGACGAGGCAAUCUGUCUUUUAUGUUUAUGAAGUCCCAGCAAGCAGACAGCUGUCCCUUUGGCUGCGAUUUGCUGUUCUAGAAAAUGCAAGAUGGUCGCCCCCCCUACGCAACUUCCUCUCUUCAGAGGACGGCCUAGUGUCUCGUUUGCUGCUGCCUUCUUCUUCUCUGGCUUCAGUAGAGCUAGAGGUGCUGCAUGAUGCAGCAGAAGUGUCUCCUUAUGUCCCCCUUGUCUCCCCUAAGCAGCUCCUUGCUGUUAUCACCUCCCCCCGUCUCUUUGUUGAUAGAACAGGCCUUCAUAUUAAACCCGUGCACUCAGCCCGCUACUUCCCCGACUUUGGUGGAUACUCCCUCUUAGGAGACUCAGCCACACCGGAAGUGUCUCUCUUUAUGACUCCCCAGGGCUGCGCCCCCGUAGAGUGCAGCGUAAAUGUCCCCGCGCUUCAUGGGUAUACAAAAGCUGAGCUGAGGGCCCCCAACCGUCUAUACACCCUAUGCCUUAAGACAGAUCAGUUAGCUGUUGCUCAAACAGCAGGUGCGCUAUGCCGCGUGGUGUCUCUGGUGCCGGAGUUUCUCUUCACAAACUGUCUCCUUGUCCCCAUCUUUUUAAAACAAGUGCGCACGCAGGGGCCUCUCUUCGAAGUGCAACCUGGGGAGACGCACGCGGUGUAUUGGCCGCAGCAGGAGCUGCCACAGCAGCUGCAGUUUGUUGUGGGGCGCAGCAACAGCAGCAGCAGCAGCAGCAGCUGGUCGGGGCCCAUCAUAGCGAGCGAGGAGACAGCAGGAAGGAAUUGGGUUGCUGUCUUCACCCGUGAGGCGAACAAAGCUGCACAGCCAGUGGAUGUGUCUCCUGAAGGGGGUGUAAAGAGCAUUGCAGUAAGAGGGACAGACACCCCAGGGGCCUUCGUGGUGCGCAAUUGCUGUGAGGCAGUGCAGCGCGUUAUGGUGCAUACCUUCCAUACAGAGAUGAACAGCAGCAGCAGCAGCAGCAGCAGCAGCAGCAGCAGCAGGCAGGGAGGAGGGAGACCCCCUGAAGCUGAUUGCCACUUCUUCGCCCACUCAGGACAAUCUGUCGUCUUCGGGUGGCCAUUCCCCUUCCUCUACAAAUCUAGACCUGUCAGCAGCAACACCAGCAGCAGCAGCAGCAGCAGCAGGAAGGCUAGCAGCAGCAGCAGCAGCAGCAACAUGGCUAGCAAAAGCAACAACCAGGCUAGCAAGAGCAGCAACAUCAGCAUUAAUGCCAACAGGAUAGCACCAGAAACAACACUAGCAAUAAUAACAACACUAACAGCGGCAGCAACAAGGCUAGCAGAAGCAGCACCAGUAGCAGCAGCAACAACACCCCUAGCAGCAGCAGCAACACCACUCUAG
Eimeria acervulina is the source of this 11838-nucleotide messenger RNA. Its product is annotated as Chromosome III, complete sequence, related. Gene Ontology annotation, cellular component: extrinsic component of membrane. The coding region runs from base 1 to 11838 and encodes 3945 amino acids. The transcript is spliced from 14 exons. Gene Ontology annotation, biological process: protein retention in Golgi apparatus; protein targeting to vacuole. The record is from RefSeq and is a predicted model, not a curated record. NCBI's taxonomy places the organism in Eukaryota, Apicomplexa, Conoidasida, Eucoccidiorida, Eimeriidae.